Messenger RNA from Paraphaeosphaeria sporulosa, 2194 nucleotides. RefSeq lists its product as uncharacterized. Gene Ontology annotation, biological process: carbohydrate metabolic process. NCBI's taxonomy places the organism in Eukaryota, Fungi, Ascomycota, Dothideomycetes, Pleosporales, Didymosphaeriaceae. Bases 417 to 2048 code for a protein of 543 amino acids. Gene Ontology annotation, molecular function: hydrolase activity, hydrolyzing O-glycosyl compounds. The transcript has a single exon. The record is from RefSeq and is a predicted model, not a curated record.
CCUCACUUUGCUACUUCGUGAGUGCAUGCUACUUUCUCCGAAAUAGCCUUUCCGCUGCCCGACAGUCGGGAAGAUUAUCAUAUCGAUUUUCAAGCCGCACGUGAGUGUGCGUCUCGUGAUCUCGCGAUUCCGUCCAGACGCGCCCUCGUCAAACAGCCCCGCCCCCGCCAGGUCCCCUUUGUCAAUUGUACCAAGCCGCCAAUGGGCAGUGUAUCGGUCCACGCGGCAUCCCGCCAUACUACGCCAAUAUGCGGUGGUUAAUAAGGUGGGGUCGACCGGGUAAAUAGACGCGUCCAUCUCCGCCAUGCCAUCCCACCUCAAAAGAAUCGAAUACGCUGCCAGCUACCCAGGCCAUGAUUCCAAAGGCCCAUCGCCAACUCCCCAAAUUCGCGCCUCCACAGCCUCUCUAUACCACGAUGCCAAAAGUCCUCAACCCCAUCCUCCCCGGCUUCAAUGCCGACCCCUCCAUUCUGCGCGUGGGGUCCGACUACUACAUUGCAACCUCGACCUUUGAAUGGUUUCCUGGCGUGCAGAUCCACCACUCAAAAGACCUCGCCAACUGGACGCUCGUUACGCGCCCGCUGAGCCGCAAAUCUCAGCUCGACAUGCGCGGGAAUCCUGAUAGCUGUGGUGUCUGGGCGCCAUGCUUGACGCACGACGGUUCCAAGUUCUACCUGGUUUACACGGAUGUAAAGAGGAAGGACGGCAGCUUCAAAGACACACACAACUACAUCGUCACCGCGGAGAAGAUCGAAGGCCCUUGGAGCGACCCCUUCUACGUCAACUCCUCUGGCUUCGAUCCCAGCUUGUUCCACGACGAAGACGGGAAGAAGUGGUUCAUGAACAUGCUCCAGGACCACCGGCGACGGCCGCGGUCGUUCGCGGGGAUACGGCUGCAGGAGUGGUCGGAGAAGGAGGGGAAGCUGAUCGGGCCUUGGAAGACGAUAUUCCUCGGCACAGAGCUUGAUCUCGUCGAGGGCCCGCAUCUGUACAAGAGGAACGGGUGGUACUACCUGCUCACGGCCGAGGGCGGGACUGGGUACGAGCACGCCGCUACCCUCGCGCGGAGCAAGGACAUCUGGGGCCCGUACGAAGUGCAUCCCAAGAACCCAAUCCUCUCUUCUACGAGCGCACCUCUUGCGCCGCUGCAGAGAGCAGGGCAUGCGGAUAUUGUAGAUAGCGAAGACGGAAAGACAUACCUUGUCCACCUGACAGGCCGCCCGAUAACCCAAAACCGCCGAUGCGUGCUCGGCCGCGAGUGCGCGAUCCAAGAGGCGUACUGGGCCGACGACGACUGGCUAUACGUGAAGAACGGGCCCGUCCCCUCGCUCAGUGUCGAGCUCCCCGCCGCCCGCGACGACACCGCCUACUGGGCCGAGCAGCACUACACAUUCUCCGCCACCGAUGGCCUGCACAAGGACUUCCAGUGGCUGCGGACGCCAGAGCCCGAGCGCAUAUUUGCCGUGCAGGACGGCGCGCUCGAACUCACAGGCCGCGAGGCAAUCGGCAGCUGGUUCGAGCAGGCGCUCGUCGCGCGGCGGCAGACGCACUUCUCGUACGACGCAGAGACGGUGGUAGACUUCGCCCCGCUGGACGAAAGGCAAUUUGCAGGGCUCACGGCGUACUACUGCCGCUUCAACUUCUUCUACCUCACCGUCACCGCGCACGCCGACGGCAAGCGCGAACUCCUCAUCCUCACAUCCGAAGCCUCGUGGCCAGAGGGCCGUCUGAAGUUCCCGAUCGCGGAGCCGGUAUCGAUCCCGCAGGAGGGCAAGGUGCGGCUCGCGCUCAGCAUUCGCGGGAAGGACUUGCAAUUUUCGUAUUCGCUUGAUGGCGCGAAGGAGCUCACGAAGAUCGGGCCGGUGUUUGACGCGAGUAUCCUCAGCGACGAGUGCGGAGGGCACCAGGCGCACGGCAGCUUCACGGGGGCGUUUGUGGGGGUUGCGGCGAGCGACUUGGAUGGGCUGGAGACGAAGGCGAGAUUUGAUAGCUUUACGUAUCGGCCUGUCAAGCACGAGAGCGACCGGUAUGAGGUGAGGGGCUGGUGAGGAGCGGCGCGGUGUCUGGAAUAGAAACCACAAUUGGACAGUCAACAGCCACUUGCGAUGGGCGGCCACGUGCACAAAGUCAGUGUAGGGCAACACAAAAGCCUGAGCAUGGUACGCUGUGCCACCCCAAGCUCGGUCGUACACCG